AUGGUGAAGAUGCCUGAGCCAAUGAGACGAAGGACUAGGAGCUCAAAGAUGAAUAAAGGUUCAGAUAAAAAAGAAACCAUAUCGCACUUGGAAACACCCUGCUCAUACACGACACGUCUUAAUUCGUUCAUACAACCACAUAUACACAAUGAUGAACCUAUAACGUAUUCAAAGAGAGCACCUCGAUCACAAAUACCACAAGAUUUACAGGCGUAUUUGGGGAGUGAUAAAAAAACGGUGAUGAUUCAAACACCACAAAGACUUGCCCAAGUUGGGUUUUAUUACACCCCUAAAUCAAUUAGACAAAAGUAUGCCAUAACAUGCUCGUCAUGUAACCAACGAAUUGAGCAUGCUAUACCGUUAAAUGUGGAUAUUAUACAGUAUCACCUCGAUAGCUCACCUUCCUGUCCUUAUUCCAAGAUUUGUGCGUUCAGAAGCUCUAUCAAUGAAGUUCACAAUUCUUGGAGAGACGACAAGGAUUUUGGAAUACCGUCCAUAGAGUCUGGUCGAAAGUUGAGGCUAAGCACAUUCAAUACCUGGAAACAUCAAUAUCCUGAUGUUAAUAGAAUGAUAGAAUCGGGUCUUUAUUAUGAUCCCUCAGAUGAAAAGGAUGGUAUCCCCAAUGAUAGGGUAGUGUGUUUAUAUUGCGGAAUGAGCAUGGAACAAUGGGAAGAACAUGAUGACCCUGUUGAAGCACACAAAGAAUCGAAUCCCUCAUGUUGGGUCUUCAACUAUAAAAGAAUUCUAGAGCAAGAAAGAAAUGAAGCUGAAAGGGCUAAGGAAGAGAGUGCACAAGGAAAAAUCCAUGAAAUAAAUGACGACAGCAAUGCUGAAAGAGAAACAUCCUACAAACAAAAUCCGGAAGUGUCAGCUCGAGUAUCUAUACAUGAGACAUUAAACGAAAUGCCUGAUUUCGAGAACAAUUGUGAUGAAGAACCUACUGACGAACCCGCUGACGAAAUUCAUGAAGAUAAUAUGAUACCAGGUAAUAAUGCACAGUCCAAUGAGCAUUCCAUUGUAUCCAUAACAACUACUGAUACUACUACUACCACUGCCUUACCUGUUGAAAUAGUAGAUGUUGAUGAAGUCGAGGAGUUUUUGUCAAAUCCACAAUCAAACCAACCAGAUCAAAUGGUAGAUAUACCCAGUAUGAAGUCUUCAGAAUUAAGUCAAUUUUUCACUGAAAUGGAUGCAGAGUCGGAGAAUGAUACAGGUGCGUCUUAUUUUAGUGCCAAUAGAAGAAAGCGUAAAAAGGAAAAGGAAGAAAAAGAAAAGCUUAUGUCCAAUGUUGAGCCGAUAUCCGAAGAAGUUGACGAGGCUCCUAUCUAUGAGAAUGAUGAUUUUGCAUCUGGUAAAGUCUGUAUGCCUGAAAAUGCACAGGAGGAAUGUAUAGAGACUAAUGCAGGCUAUGAAGUAGAAGAUACAAAUGAAAAUGCUGGAAAUGAACGCAAGGGAUUUACAAAUUCCAAUGGCGAAGAUAACAUGAAUGAUUAUCCAAAACUUAACUCUGACUUGGUAAAUCAGAGCGGGGAAGAUUUACGUCAGCUUGAAGAAGACACGAGUUUGCAUGUGCAUGAGGAUAAUGAUCACAUGGAAACAACUGGAACUGAACAUCAGGCUGAUCAUAAUGAACAAAAAGAUAAUAUUGGUAGUUCUGGACUUAAUCAGGAUAUUGAGAUACCACCGGGUGAAAUUCAUUUGGAACAAGCUGAUUUAGUACCUUCUACAAACAUAGUAAACAAUGAAGAAUUAUCAAAUGGUCUUUUAGAUCGAAGUACUGUGUUUAUAGUUGCUAAUUCAAAGUUUACAGAAAAGAUUUUAGAAGGUAAGAAAAAUACUGAUGCUAGAUUUAUUUCCAUUGAUUAUGAUCACGACCAAAACGAUUCUGAAACAUCAAAACUUGCUGCAAAUGAAAAUAAGUCUAUAAGAAAAGCAGAUGAGAGUGAAAACUUUAAUGGAAAUGUCAAUUUUGAAAGUGGCUCAAACGUUGAAGAAAACAUUAAUAAUAGACACGAGAAUAAUGUUGAAACUGAGAGAGUCGAAAACAACCAGAAUCUUCGGGAAAUUCUGACAAGCAAAGAAGCCAGCAGAGUUGAGAAGUUGGAGGCAGAAUUGAACCUACUCAAAAUGAAAAUAGCAGCCCUGCAAAAUGAAAGAACCGCGGAGAAAACUGAAAAUAUCAUAAUCAGGGAACCCGAAAGAAAGGGUGUUAAUAUCAAAAUAGAAGAAGAGCUUGAGAAAAGUAAUGAAAAGGUGAAGGUGAAAGGAAAAUCGAAACACAAAAAAGUCAAAUCUAAACUGAAAUCUAAAUCCAAAUCAAGAUCAAAGAAAAGGACACGUUCAGUUGAAGCUGAGCAUGAUGAUGGUGACUUGCUGGCGAUUCCAGACAAAGGGAAGAGAUUCAAGGGAGCACAAAAUAAAGCAAAUAUCCAAGUGAAGUCGGAACAUAGCGGUAAAGAUGAGCUAACUUUGCAUGUAGAUCAAAUUAUGGCCGAAAAUUCUGAAGAAGUUGACAGUCCAUCUGAGAGGUUGCCGGAGCUGAAUAAUGAUUUAUUUGAAAGGGGCUCUGUUGAGCACCUUCGUCAUUCAUCUGUAACUUCUAAUUCUAACGAUGCUAAAAUUGAUCUAGAACCGAAGAACAACCAAUUAGAUAUGGAAGACAUCUCCAGAAAUAUUGAGCAUAAAGAAACUUCCGAAAUACCAACACAAGCAGAUCAGGCCCGAAGCUUGAAUCUCUCUGAGGAUGAAAUAUUAGUUGACAACAUGUUUGUUCCUCCGCCUAAGCCAGCUAGAAGCAGCAGAGCAGCAAAAGCUAAUGUAACUGACGACGUCAACGAAUCGAGUAGGCAUGAGUUAUCACCUACCCUGUUACGGAAGAGUGCGAGGGUAUCUCCGGAAGGUGAUGAACCCACUGCCAAGGUAUAUUCCUAUGAAGAACUAGAUAAGCUGAUGCGCAAGGAAUCCAUUCCUCAGGUGCAAAAUGUAAGAAAGGAAAAGACACCUCAGGAAAAGCUUGAAUUUGGAGCUGACAUUUUAAUGGGCAACCAAAGCACUCCUUACAUGAACUCUGUCCAAGAGCUCAAAUUUCCCGAUCUCCCUCCUAGUAGGAUAUUCCCAGACGUCGAAAGAAAUAGUGCGAUGAAAACUCCGCAGGCUGAAGCCAUUAUAAAUAAACGCAGGGAAUCUACGGGAGAAUUAAAUAAGGAACGUUUGGUGCGUCCAUCUACCGAUGAUGUUACAAAGAAGGAAGCGUAUGAAAGGGAAAGACUAGAUGGAAAUCUCCAAGAGGUGCCGAAAGGCGACUGGGAACAACUCAGUACACAGAAGUACCAUAGCAUUUACAGAGAUGUAUCAGAGGCUGUGAAAUAUGUCAAGGAGGUUGUAGAUGUUCCGUACAACCUUCUAGCAGAGGACCUCGAUGGUACGCUAACCGAGUUUGUUGCAGCAAUACCUCCUAGCCAGUUGAAGCUGACCAUCCGUGAGUGGAUGGAACUCCAGGAGGAGCAAGCCGUGGGGCUUGUUAGGGAAAAGGCAGAAGAAAUGCUAUUGUCUUUCCGUGCUGACCAACAGCGUGCUUUGGCGUUUCUUGAAGGGCUACCGGAGCUUCAGUUGUAA
This is a messenger RNA of Pichia kudriavzevii, 3615 nucleotides long. RefSeq lists its product as uncharacterized. The record is from RefSeq and is a predicted model, not a curated record. Bases 1 to 3615 code for a protein of 1204 amino acids. Lineage: Eukaryota; Fungi; Ascomycota; Pichiomycetes; Pichiales; Pichiaceae. The transcript has a single exon.